Antechinus flavipes (yellow-footed antechinus) is the source of this 1697-nucleotide messenger RNA. RefSeq names its product cilia and flagella associated protein 68 (gene CFAP68). The record is from RefSeq and is a predicted model, not a curated record. The transcript has 4 exons. NCBI's taxonomy places the organism in Eukaryota, Metazoa, Chordata, Mammalia, Dasyuromorphia, Dasyuridae. Gene Ontology annotation, cellular component: nucleus. Bases 992 to 1543 code for a protein of 183 amino acids.
CCCCAGCACUAACCAAGCGCAAGCUGAUUCGUCAGCACUUCUGUGACGUCACAAGCAAUCUCUAAAGCAGAAGCUGGUGACGAAUCCUGUACAAGCAGCCCCUUCACCAACUUUCCCUCCUCUACCCUUAAUCCUGGGGCGCAUGUUAGAUUGUGCAUUUGGAAAAGACCCUGAGAAGCCGAGUGGUGUGCGAGGGUCACACCGCUACUUAGCGGCGGAGCUCCGUCUCACCCAGGUCUUCUGAGUCCAGAUCCAGCUCCCUUUGUGCUGCGAACCACGAAUGGCUCCCGCAGCCUGAGCCUUGUCCCUUGCCCUUGUCACUUACUGGCUGGGUGAACCUUGAGCAAGUCAUUAAGCAUGUGGGCCUCUAUAAGAUGUGGGGACUGGAAUCCAACCCAGCCGGUAGUGCUUCCUCCCUUGGGAAAUUAUUCGCUCUAACCUCAUCAAUCCCUACAACUUGCUUCUUUGUGCACCGGUUCCUCCUAAGCUUUGAGGGCAGGGGCUUUUUGUUGUUGUUGUUGUUUUAUGGCUUUUGUAGUUUCAGCUCUUUGGAAUAGUAAUUUUCACACACAUGGUAGGCACAUAAUAAACAUUAUUCAGUUGAAUGGGAUUACAUGACCCUGCCCUAAAUUGUGUGAUUCUCUGAUCUACGGAAGGAGCUACAGUACCACUUACCACUACUCUACCACUACAAGACUAAGAAGAUAGAAAGUUAGUUAGGGUUUGAGGUCCAGGUCCCUUUGAACUCAGUUAUCCAGCUGCCUGGUGAUCUCAGCAGAGCAAACUUCACAAAGAGGGGCCAAUGACCUGUUUGUUUGGUCUCACUACUCAAUAUAUGCUCGAUUCCGUUGGCUCUGCCUCAGCUUUUGGCCGUGACCUCUUCCUGUUGGCCACAGAGAUUUCUAUCAGGACAAGGAGAGUGAAAAUCCUCAUUUCUUGUGGAUUGAAAUUCCAAAAUCUAUGUAUGUAACCUGUCAACUCCAGGAGGAACAUGGAAAAGAAAUAUCAAGAAUUCAUUUGCUGUGAAAGCAUUUCAGUGGAGCCAAAACUAUGCAAAUCAUUUAUCCAUAACCCAGAACAGAAAAUAUCCUUUUCCUGCUUUCUCACAAAUCCACAAUGUGGCUGCCUAAUGCAUGCAGAUGGCCAUGGUGAAGUAUGGACAGACUGGAAUGAUAUGUCCAAGUUUUUCCAGUAUGGAUGGAGAUGUACAACCAAUGAAAAUGAUUACUCUAACCGUACCUUAAUGGGCAACUGGAACCAAGAGAGAUAUGACCUUCAAAAGAUUGUACAACCACAACCUAUGCCUUCCCAGUUUGGUCACUAUUUUGAAACAACAUAUGGUACCAGCUACAAAAAGAAGCUACCUCCUCCUCGAAGGUUUAAACAAGAACCUCACUGUUUUCCUGGACAUCAGCCUGAGCUGAUUCCUCCUCAGUACAGACCUAGCACCAUAGGAAAGACAGAUUACAUGUUGAAUUAUUCAGCACCUCAACCCAGCGAAGGCUUUGUAUGUUUAUGUGUUCCUAAAGAUGGUCAGUCCUAAGACCCUGGCACAGGAAACAAGACAAGCUUCUUUUUUCUAGAGUAAAAUAUAACUGGGAAUAGUUAUCUAUUCAACACAGUUAAGAAUUUUGCUUUCUGUAGCAUAGUAAGUCUUCUCUUAAUGAAAAAUAAAGCCCUUAGGAAUUGGAAACCAA